Molecule: messenger RNA, 2662 nt
Organism: Leptinotarsa decemlineata (Colorado potato beetle)
Lineage: Eukaryota; Metazoa; Arthropoda; Insecta; Coleoptera; Chrysomelidae
Biological process (GO): proteasome-mediated ubiquitin-dependent protein catabolic process; multicellular organism development
Cellular component (GO): cytoplasm
Molecular function (GO): ubiquitin conjugating enzyme binding; zinc ion binding; ubiquitin protein ligase activity
Source: RefSeq, a predicted model, not a curated record
ACUAAUUAUAUUCUACAUUUUCGUGAACUAGCUGAGAGAAAGUGGUAAAGAAACAAUGGGCUUUCUACUUUCUGAGGGAAAUCUGGAAAAUUUGACCUGUCACUCUUGUCAGCGUUUUUUGUCUGUUUCUCCAGUGAAAGUCUACUCAAACAAAUAUAUCAAAUGCGGAAGGUGUUCAAAAGAUAACGACCAAGGAGUGAUUUCCUUAUACCAACUAGUAGCAGAAAGAAGCCUAUUCAAAUGUGUCAACAGAUUUGAUGGUUGCAGGACACUUUUAACAUACUCCCAAGUAGUAGAGCAUGAAGCAAAGUGUAUAACGAGAGAGUAUGUCUGUCCUUUCUGUGAAAACUUUGAAGUUCCUACGUUCAUGCUACCGGAACACUUUGAGGAGCAACAUCAGUCUGUAAUUCUGCGCUGUCCCUCCUUUUCUGUGGACUUGGGAAUAACCUCCAAUGAGUAUGAGGCGAUAUUUUUCCACCGCUUCAAAGAUGACCUAUUCAUGAUAUUGUUUCGGCUCGAUAUAGCAGACGAGGUUAUUUUUCUGAAUACUUUCCACUUUGGUGAGAGAUCGAGAGCAGCAAAAAUUGAACAACAGUUUUUCGUACAGUUCACAGGAUCUGAAAUUUCUAUCAGUACUGAUCCAAAAUUCUGUACUCCUUACAGUAAGGAAGGCUUGAAGGAUUGUGGAGAAAACGAUGGAUUCCUCAUCAAGUUUGCCAACAUGUCCAUGGAGAAUCACGUCAACGUAAAAUUGAAACUCAAUGUUGCUGAGAUAGUUGGGGUUUUUACUGGUCCACCUUCAGACCAAAAGGAAUCAAAACCUGCUGGGAUUUUUUCGGCUAGUUCCACUAAAACAGAUGCUCUCAUUCAAUCAUCAAAAUCAACAGACACCGUAGACUUAUCCAUUACUAGCUUGGAUGAAAACGAUAGUUUGCGACACUUCAGAAAACUUUCGGAUAUUUGUUUUCAGAAAAAGCUCACCCUACCGAGAAAAGUUUAUUUAGAUGGCUCCUUUCUGAAGCAUUAUUCAGAGUAUUCCACUGAUUUGGAUUUCUAUAAUUUGAUCACGACAACAUUAUCAGGAAAAGUAGAAAUAAUUUUGUCAUGUUACUUUUGCCACGAGUUGUGUCUUGAUCAAGACACGUAUAUUAAAUCCGUUUUUCUGAGGCAGAAUCAAAGUUACCUUUGGAUAUGUUCUUCCUGUUACCUCAUUUUCAAGAGCUCAGAGGACUACAAGUUCACGUAUUCGCAAGCCAGGCUGGUUUUGGAGUACGAUGUUUACUCCUACAUACUGUUUUAUUGCUAUUGGGGUUGCACCACGGCUUCUUACAACAUAAGCCUUUACAAACACGAAAUCUAUUGUGUAAAUCAGCCAUCACAGUCGUGUCCAGUGAAUCAAUGCACUCAUAUGGUUAAAUUGUUUGAAAUAGAGAAACACUUCAGUGAGAAACAUGCUGGAACUCAGUUCGUCAGUCUGCAGUCAACAUUCAUAACCAAGUUGAAUCGAAAUGAUAAAUACGAAUUCCAGUGGUAUGUUUGGACACCACCUUCAUUCGUUAUGGUGAAGUUUUCCUGGAAUAUGGGAAAUUAUUCCUGGUGUGUGACUAUGGGGAUAUGCGAAGCUGACUCUCAAGUACAACCAACAGUUUACUUGUUUGACAAUGACUGGCAGAUUUUGAAAGUCCUGAAAACAAAUGAAACUGCACAAGAGGAGCAGUAUAUCAGUGAAACAGAAAAUGUAAGAAUCAAAUGUUUUGUCGAACCAAAAUAAUUAGUUUUGCUACUUUGGAAUCAGAAAAUACAACAAAGUAAUAAUAGCUUCAUGAUAACCAAUUACUCUAGUUUUGAUUAGUAGUGUUACCCAUUAGAUAGGAAGUUUCAAGGUACCUACUUCUUCGAAACAUCCGUUCACUUCUUCAACCUCACUUUCAGAAAUCAAAAUAUGGAAACUGGUAUUGAUAUUUGUUAAUAAUAUGUAUCGAUGAAAAAAGUUUCAGUCUCUCAACAUUAUUUACUGAUAUCAUCUGUCAACAAAUUCAAAUGAAUAGGUAUAUUUCCAAGAAUUGAUUUGUUUGUUGUUCACCUGGUAUCAAGUAUUUUCCUGUGUUUUGUAUUUUUUCUUAGGUUUGUAUUUAUACAUGAAAAGUGCAUGUUUUAGUUGAAAAAAGACUUCGUUUUGCAAGGUAGCAUUAUAUAACAAAUUUUAACUGAGGAAUCAUUCAUUCAGUAUCAGAAGUCUCUUUUCAAGAAAUACACUUUCAUAUCAUUUGGGGGAAAUAACUUUCACACCCGAAAACUAAAUAAAGCCGUUAUUAUGAACUGUGUCAACAAUUCAGAUACCUGAAAAGGUACAUCGAUAAAACAUAACCAUCGUUAAGUGAGGCUUGUAUCAAAAAUUGUCUACUAGUGUGAUAGGAUCACUCUGAUCACUCUUUCAAUUGUGGAAAAACAAGUAUCGAACAAAAUCUGUCUCUAUUGAAAACACUAUCUCACAUCAGAACGAAAAUACAGUCUCUCACCUUCUGAUGAUGUUGUUAACUUGAUUAGCAGAAUGCGAGUCGAGAGACAGUAUUUUUGUUCUGGUGUGAUACAAUGGACUCAUUUUCCAAACUAUACUCAUAAAAAAGUCAGUUUCAUUGCAUAGACGUAGGUGGUCAUCUAA